Molecule: messenger RNA, 258 nt
Organism: Pediculus humanus corporis (human body louse)
Lineage: Eukaryota; Metazoa; Arthropoda; Insecta; Psocodea; Pediculidae
Product: Helix-loop-helix protein, putative
Exons: 2
Coding region: 1-258 (85 amino acids)
Biological process (GO): regulation of transcription by RNA polymerase II
Molecular function (GO): DNA-binding transcription factor activity, RNA polymerase II-specific; protein dimerization activity; RNA polymerase II cis-regulatory region sequence-specific DNA binding
Source: RefSeq, a predicted model, not a curated record
AUGUUGAGACAAACAGAAAGAAAUGAAAUGGGAACAUUGACGAGAGAAGAAAGAAGAAGAAGACGAAGAGCAACACAAAAAUAUAGAACAGCUCAUGCAACAAGAGAAAGGAUUCGUGUCGAAGCAUUUAAUGUUGCAUUUUCCGAUCUUAGAAAACUUUUACCCACUUUGCCACCUGAUAAAAAAUUAUCAAAAAUUGAAAUUUUACGUUUGGCCAUUUGCUACAUAGCUUACCUUAAUCACGUGUUAGAUGUUUAA